UAAGGUGGGAGUUCAGAGUGCACGCGCACGGGUCGUGUUUCGCUUCCACUGUUUAGCUCCUGAGGUGAUAAAGUGUAGCCGCAGGUACCAGGGAUGUGAUGGCUUUCAUGAGUCUGUUCAUGAGGAGGCAGUUACCGCAGGCCGUGUGCUACUUCGCCCGGAGAGUGAAGCUGGUCCGGCCUCCCUGCGCCGGAGCUCCGCUGAGGAGGAGACUGCACGGCUCGUCCCGGCGGCAGCUCGGAGAGAAGGGACCGUGGGGGAAGAGCCGGGGACCGGAGCAGCAGCAGCAGCAGUACCAGUUCGCAGACCUCGACAAGGCGGACGCUUUGAUGCUGAGGAAGUCCCACGAGACAGGAUUCCUCUCGUGGUUCAGAAAUGGUCUGCUGGCAACUGGGAUCGGAGUAAUUGCGUUUGUCCAGAGUGAAGUGGGAAGAGAAGCCGGAUAUGCCUUCUUCAUCCUGGGAGGUGUGUGCGUGUCUUUCGGCGGGGCCACGUACCUCGGCAGCCUCUUUGCCCUGCGGAGGCUGAUGCUGCUGUCUGUGCCUGCACUGCUGCUCCAGAGUGCAGCGGUGGGCAGCGUCGCCCUCUUCUGGCUCUGCGCUGUAUCUCUGUACAUCGGCCGCCUGGAGGUGGAGAUCAUCCACGAUGAGGAGGAUGGAGAGGAUGAGGAGGACUGUCGCGAGUGCCGCGAGAGGCGAGAAAACAGAGGUUACCGUGACAGCAGACAUCAUGACAAUGAGGACAGUGAUGGCAAGGGGCCCAACAAGUAGAGAACGUGGAAAUGCUGUGUAUGCUGCUUUUUUUUCAGGGUUUCCUCGUGUGUGUGUGUGUGUGUGUGUGUGUGUGUGUGUGUGUGUGUGUGUGUGUGUGUGUGUGUGUGUGUGUGUGUGUGUGUGUGUGUGUGUGUGUGUGUGUGUGUGUGUGUGUGUGUGUGUGUGUGUGUGUGUGUGUGUGUGUGUGUGUGUGUGUGUGUGUGUGUGUGUGUGUGUGUGUGUGCGCAAGCAGUCUUCAUGUAUAUAUGUAGCCGAUGGGAGUCUAAAAAAACAGACCUAUUAUCAUUAAUUAUAUAAAUGUUAAGAUUAUUGUUAAGGAGACUUUUUGACUUCAUUUGAAUAAAUCUGGGUUUUUUUCUAAGUUUUCUAAUAAUCAGAUAUAUUGAAAGCUGCUUUACUUUCCUCCUCAAAUUGUCUGAUUUUCAAAUGUUUUAACAUCCUUACAUUCAAAGACAAGAGACUCAAAAGAGAACAGUUAUUUUUGUUCUGUUCAUUGGCUUUUCUUAGCCAACUGCUGUUUUGUCUUAUCUUGUUCCACAUAAUUAAAAAAAAAAAAAAAAAUCACAGAACUGUGAUUGAAUACUUGAACUUUUCAUUGAAGUCUAGAAAUCAAACCAGCUGGUUGUCACAUGUUGUGAGAUAAAGAAUGAAUCCACACUAUGUUCACGUUCAGGGCUGUCUUUAAUGAGGGCUUGAAUAUCGACUUUUUACAGAGGUUACCCGGUGAACUCUUUUUUUUUUUUUUAAACAUUUGUUUUGUAAGGGAAAACGCACUUUUCUCAGACGAUCUCCACUUGACUUUUGGAGUAAAGAGUAUUUUUCACUGCUCUUUCUGUGGUUCUAUAUUUGACUUUACAUUUGAUACACAUGUAUGGUACCUACAUGUAACCACAAACGACUUCACCUUGAGUGAAUGUCACACUGUGUCUGGUGGAUGCUGUUAUAGCUGUUUUCAUGGGUAUCAUGAAUAGCGGGGAUUUCUCUUGUUUACUACUGUCUGCGUGUUUAACACCCGCAAUGCACCCUGCUGUACAGACAGAAAUAAAGCCAAACUAAAUCUA
Messenger RNA from Labrus mixtus (cuckoo wrasse), 1834 nucleotides. RefSeq names its product transmembrane protein 160 (gene tmem160). Lineage: Eukaryota; Metazoa; Chordata; Actinopteri; Labriformes; Labridae. The record is from RefSeq and is a predicted model, not a curated record. Bases 99 to 770 code for a protein of 223 amino acids. The transcript is spliced from 4 exons.